Aphidius gifuensis is the source of this 1480-nucleotide messenger RNA. RefSeq names its product U6 small nuclear RNA (adenine-(43)-N(6))-methyltransferase. The annotation marks the transcript as partial. The transcript is spliced from 6 exons. Gene Ontology annotation, biological process: rRNA base methylation. Lineage: Eukaryota; Metazoa; Arthropoda; Insecta; Hymenoptera; Braconidae. Gene Ontology annotation, molecular function: 23S rRNA (adenine(1618)-N(6))-methyltransferase activity. Gene Ontology annotation, cellular component: nucleus. The record is from RefSeq and is a predicted model, not a curated record.
CUCACGUGUCAAAUAGCGUAGAUAAAUAUAUAAACAAAUAACAAUGUCACUAAGAAAAUUUAUGCAUCCAAAAAAUAAAUACAAAAUUGAGCCAAAUUUUCGUGAUCUUGCCCAAAUUUAUCCGGAAUUUCAUCAACAUGUCUACACGGAUUUAACUGGUAAAUUAAAAUUUAAUUUUAAAAGUCAAGAAAGUCUCAAGGUACUUGCUAAAAUAUUAUUAAAACAUGAUUUUAAUAUUGAUGUUGAUAUACCUGAUGAUAAAUUGAUUCCAGUACUUCCACUUAGACUUAAUUAUAUUCAUUGGAUUGAGGAUCUUCUUGAACAUGCUAAUGUAAAAAAUAACAUUGUUGGAAUUGACAUUGGAACUGGUGCUAUUUGUAUAUAUCCAAUUUUAUGCUCAAAAUUAUUUGGAUGGAAAAUGAUAGGAACUGAAAUUGAUGAAACAAGUGUAUCAUCAGCAAUAAAUAAUGUUAAAAAAAAUAAUUUAGAUAAUUUAAUAACAGUUGAACAUGCUGAUCAUAAUAUAAUAUUAAAUAAAUCAUUAAUUGAUAAUAAUAAUAAUAAUAGCUAUUUAUUUACAAUGUGUAAUCCACCAUUUUUUAAUAACAAUCAAUUAAUGUUUAAAAAAAAUAAAAAAAAACCACCAAGAAAUGCAUCAACUGGUAAUAAUAAUGAAUUAUUUAUUGAUGGUGGUGAAUGUAAAUUUGUAUUAAAUAUCAUUAAUGAAAGUAUUAUAUUAUCAACAAAUAUUAAAAUAUAUACAACAAUGUUGGGUCAAAAAUCAAGUCUUAUAUAUUUUCGUAAAGAAUUUAAAAAUAAAAAUAUUGAUAAUUAUACAUGGACUGAAUUUUGUCAGGGAUAUACAAAAAGAUGGGGAUUGGCUUGGACAUUUUUAUCAAAAGAUGUAUUAAAUUUACAAACAGCACCAGUUAUACGUGAAAAAAAUGAUAGAAAAUCUUUAAAUAAAAAAUCAAAAGAUAAAUUUUCAGUUGAAUUUACAUUUCCUCUUGAUGAUAAAUGGACUGAUUUUGAACUGAUAAUAAAAUCAUUGAAACAAUGGAUACAAGAAUUAAAAAUUGAAAUGAAAGAAUUAAAAUUAAAAAAUGACAGCUCAAAUAGUUGGGUAUGUAAUUUAAAAACAUAUGAAGAUACUUGGAGCCAUGCUAGAAGAAAACGUCGUCUUGCAUCAAGAGAAACAAUUGAGUCAAAGAAACCACGUUUGGAUGAUGAACAAGUCAAUUUAAUAAAUGGUAAUUCAUUAAAUCAACAAAUAAAUUAUACAGAAACAAAAAAUAUUUAUCUUGAGUUUAGUAUAACAGUUGUUUUGAUAAAUACUGAUAAUAUACGAAUAAAUUUAAUUUUACAUAAUGGUAAUGGUGGUAAAAUUGGUUUGGAAACAUUUCGUCAAUAUCUUAUUAAUAAAUUUAAUAUUAAAAAUUUUUUAAAACAAAAAAAUACAAUUAAAAAUUGUAAAAAUAAA